AUGUAUCCGAAUAUGAGACUACGUCGAAAUUAUUCAUGGGACAAUUGGGGUUCAUACGGAUAUAUUUUUGGAAUAAGUUUAAUAUUUAUUGGUAUUGUAACACAAGUUCUUGAAUAUCCACGUAUUUAUAAUGGUCCAACAAAUGAAGGUAAUGGACUUUAUAUUAUGUCGAAUUAUUAUAAUCAUUGGUGGCCAUGGACAUAUGCAGCUAGUUUAUUUGGUCUUUUUACAUUUUUAACUGGUUUAAUGGGUAUUGUAGCUGGUUAUCGACGAAGUUAUGGAUCAGUUUUAGGAUUUUUUACAAUGUCAUUAUUUUCAACAUUAUUUGCAAUUUAUUUAAUUGUUUAUUUUGCAUUCAUUAUUGGAUUUUAUCGUUCAAUUAAUAAAGAUAAAGCAAAUCAACGUACAGAAGCUGAAUCAGUUGCAUUUGGUCUUGCUAGUACACAAUUAGCUAUAGCAUGUGUUAAUGUUUUAGUUAGUUUAAUUACUACAAUUUUAACUGGACGUGCUAUUGCAAUAUGUGUACCAAAAGGUGUUUAUUAUGAUGAUGUCCCACCUGCGUCAAGACCAAUGCCAUAUGGUGCUUAUCCAAGUCGUUUUUAA
Adineta steineri is the source of this 603-nucleotide messenger RNA. Lineage: Eukaryota; Metazoa; Rotifera; Eurotatoria; Adinetida; Adinetidae. The record is from the annotation of a GenBank genome assembly.